AUGGCGAAUAAGUUUGGAUUAGGUUCUUUAUCUUUAGAAACUAAAAAACCUAACACUACAGCGUGGAUAAAUAAAGCGAAACCUUACUUUGUGGAUCAAAUCGGAGAUCCUCUUCAAGGUGAUUUAGAUAUGAACAAUUUUAGCAUAACUAAUUUAAAGUCUCCGGAAAACGAUAAUGAUGCCAUUCACAAGAAAUAUUUAAUGGAACAAUUAAAUUUAAUUGAAGUAAAUAAAGGACAUUUAAACGAAAGAAUAGGCGAUGUGAAAAGAUUCUUCAAACGUCAACUAAAUAAUAAAGAUUUUAUUGAUGAUACUAAAUUACAACAAGAAGUAAAAGUUGAUUCAAUAUUCUUCAGACAAAACCCAGGAUUUUCAUCUAAACCUCAAUUUAACGCUCGCAAAGUUCUUCAGUUUAUCAAUGGUACAACAAAUGUAGAAACUAAAGAAUUAGAAAUUAACGAUGAAAACACCAAGAGACGACACUUAUAUGAAAUUAAAACGAGUGGAAAAUAUAUAGAUAGGUUUAGAAUGUUAAUCAUACCAGAUAAUGAAGAAGAUGUACUUUCAUUGAAUGAUUUUGAUAUGAUAUUGGAAACGGAAACUCCACCAUCAGCAAGGCAAAUUGAAAUAGUUGGAGAGAUAACUCAAGAUGGAAAAUACAAACAAGACAUGAAAUUUGUAGGUUUUAAUACCAAAACUUUUGUCAAUUUCUUCGCUACAGUGGAUGAAAAAUCAGAUGCCUCCGAUUGGUAUUUCACAGGAAAAAUCAUUUUCCGUAAAAACAAUUUCAAAGAAAUAAAAAGAUCAAAAAAGGGUAGUGGUGUUAGCCUACUCAAAAAGAUAAAAGAAUAUAUCGGUAUAAAUUGUUAUAUACCAAGUGAUGGAUGCUGUUUUGUAAAAUGCGUAAAUCAUGUUUUGAACAAAGACUACACGAGAGAAUUUCAAGAUUUCAUCAACAGUUUUCAAAAAUCAAACAGAAAAGGAGUUAUGACAUCUGCUAGAAUCUGCGAAUUCAAUAAAAAAUUUAAUACUAAUUUUCAAAUAUAUAUGCCAAAACAUAGACAUUUUCAACCAAAGAAAGUAACCGAAGAAUUAGAUUGGGUUUUUUAUUUACACAAAGAACAUUUCUGUUUGAUAAGAAGAAAUAACAAAGCUUUGAAAACGUAUGGAGAACUUGUGAAGAUGAUAAUGCGGUAA
Lottia gigantea (owl limpet) is the source of this 1197-nucleotide messenger RNA. RefSeq lists its product as hypothetical. Bases 1 to 1197 code for a protein of 398 amino acids. The record is from RefSeq and is a predicted model, not a curated record. NCBI's taxonomy places the organism in Eukaryota, Metazoa, Mollusca, Gastropoda, Lottiidae. The transcript has 3 exons.